Molecule: messenger RNA, 2867 nt
Organism: Salvelinus sp. IW2-2015
Lineage: Eukaryota; Metazoa; Chordata; Actinopteri; Salmoniformes; Salmonidae
Product: vesicle-associated membrane protein 5
Biological process (GO): Golgi to plasma membrane protein transport
Cellular component (GO): plasma membrane
Source: RefSeq, a predicted model, not a curated record
ACGCGGCAUAAAUUCCAAAAGUCUUCACGCUGUCUCCCAACUAGAAUAGUUUCUACUGGAUUUUUCACCGACUCGGAUAAAUUAUUUAUUCUCGGGAUAACAAUAAGAUCGUGCAGAAACAUGCCUGACAAGAACAGUCGGCUGCGUCAGGCUCAGGAAGAGGCGGAGGAGGUGAAGGUCAUCAUGAUGGACAACAUGGAGAAGACAGAGGAACGCAAGGCAAAACUGCAGGACCUUGAUAAAAGGGCUGAGGAACUGGAUUUUAAAAGCAAGUCCUUCCACAAGACCUCAAAGAAGUUGAAGCAGCAGAAGAAAUUUGACAACAUCAAGGCCAAAUGGAAGCUCAUUGCUGUUGUUGCAGCCUCGGCCAUAAUUGUCAUUCUAGUAGCCACCUUCAUGUUGGUCAACAGAUCUAGCCCUGAAAACACACAUGAUAUAGGCAGUAUCCCAAUGAACGAAGGAGGCAUUACACCAACAACCAUUGGGCCUGGGAAGUAGGCUACAGCCUAGAAUCAAUAGGGCUGAAAAGGAAACAAAUAGUGGACACUACUUGAAGGAUACUACUAUCGGUCAAAAGUAUUUUCUAGCUUCUGUUGUUGAUACUUUACUUGUCUCUAAUGGGUGUACAAGGACUUCUACAGAUCCAUCAGGGAAGAUAAAUAAUUUAUUAGGUGCAAAACUUGUUAAAGAAUUCCAUUAUUCAGAAUCUUGUUGGGAUUACCAAUUAUCUGUAAACUAUUACAUCUGAUAAUAUUGAAAUCAGAAAAGGUAAGACAUUAGGGGUGAUGACGAGAUAGAUUUGAUCUAUUUCCUUUCAACAGCAUUUAUAAUGCAUUACUGUACAUCUUGGGAUACAUAACUAAGGUUAACCUGAACAUAAAAUAGUUGUAUUUUGUAGUUUAUUUGAAAAUACCAUCUUUUCAAAUACUCGUGGCAAUCAUUUCCUUUGAUAUUCAAAUACAGGUCUCAGAAAAAAAUAUAUAUUUUGAAUUCGUCUUUCAGAAAAUACUGCAGAGAAAUACCUAUUUUUUUGAAAACAAAAUAUUUUAUGGUUGCCAAAUAUUUUAUGAAAAACCAAAAACUACAAUAGUUGAGUUGAAAUAUAAUGACCAUAAGCACAUGGUUUGGAGGGCUCCUAGAUAUGAAUCUUAAUAUAGCCUAGAAUUAAAUACAUGAAGGACAUGGAAUCCCCUCAACAGCUUAAAAAUGACCAACAAAUAUACAGUAUUUUCAUAAUGAUUGAGACAAGGUAAUAUAGUAACAGUUGACAUCAAGUUCUUAUACAUGUGUAGUAAUUUUGUGACAUUGUUGUUACAUAGGACUUUGGAAAUUGCUUUAUAAUUGCACAAAGGAGUUAUUACACAAGUGGAAUAAGGAAAGUCAUUAUUCCUCGUGUACAGUAGUUACAAAAAUUCAGCUCAUUGCUAUGCAAUUAAAAUGCAAUUACCAAUUAUGUAACAUGCUAAUAAAAUGUUGCUUCAAAAGUAAUUACAGUUUUAUUACACAGGCACAAGAACAGUUAUGUUAAGUGGAAUGCUAAUGGUUACAAAAUAUAGCUAUUAAGUGUCAAGGAAACGAAUUCUCAAAACUGAAAUAACUAUAGCCAAGGUAGGUGGAAAAUCAUGUUAGUUCGUAUUCUGAGUAAACUGUCUCUUUAAAUAUGUUAUAGUGUGUGUUUGAAACAACACUUACCCACAGAUGGACAAAGAGGUUCCAAGUUGGUUUUGCUAAGCAUCCAACUUGCUGUUUGCAGAUGGCUUUUGAAUUUCUCUGCAGUAAUUUCAGGUAUCAUAAAAUGAAUUGCAACUUUCUACCUUUUCAGUGGCAUGUUGAAAAAGUCAUACUGUAGUUGAACGUCAACUGAUUUAUACUUAUCUUUACAAAAUAUCAUUGGUUUGACUUGAUUAUGUACACCUAUGGCAAUGGACAUUUACAGAAUGUUCAGAUAUAAAUGUAUUGUAUAUAUCAAAUAUGACUGUCAAAUAGAUUGGAAUAGUAUAGGAGAUUGUGUGUGCUCUAUUAAUUAUAUUUCUAUCUUCAACAUGCAGUUGCAGAUAAAGUUUGUUAGUUGAAGGCAGACAAUCCAAUAGUUUCUUAAAAGUAGUCACUUCCUGAGAUCGGUAUUGAAAUAUAAAAAAAAGGUACUUGCUUUAUCAGUUGCGUAUUUAAAUGGUUUUAGAAAGUAGUCAUUUUUUGGGAUCUAUAUUCAAAUACUUUUAGUCACCUCCAAAGUAACUAUUUGUUCCCCCUUAAAAAAUGGUUACCUUCCACAAAGCAUAGUUAAAACUAUAGUUAUCCCAGGUCUGAACCUGAAUAACCUCACAUUUUCAAUGACACCAUUCAUUUCCCAAAGAGAUAUAUCCAAACAAAAAUGUGUGUUUAUAUUUUACUGAAGGUACACCACCAUUUACUCUGCCAUUCUUGAAGGCCUAGUUGAUAGACAUCACGUGUUGACAAAACAAGGCAUUCCAUUGUCAAGAUCAGGAUUUAACUGACAAUAUUAUUCCCUUUAAAAUUGGUCUGAGAGAUGUUGUAUUUCAACAUGCAACACAAUUUUUAGAAAGGAGUGUAAUGUCCCUCAAUGCUGAACAACUGAUUGAUAGUCACAUUAAAUAAUAGGCAAUAACAAAAAUGCCCUUGAUUGCUAAAUAACUGACGUAUGUAGUGUAAACACUAGAUGGGAUUAUGUUGUUGACAAUGACACCUGUUCAACCCUUUUAUAAACAGUCAACAGGAACUCCCCAAUAGACAGCUGUGUCUAGUUCAUUGACCAGUUGAAUGGACAUUGAGUCAAAAAUAUGUUUUGUUAUCGUGGAGUUGCAUUAUUGAUUUAUUUUAUCCAGUUGAUUAAAAAAAAGUACAUUAAC